Suncus etruscus (white-toothed pygmy shrew) is the source of this 1445-nucleotide messenger RNA. It is a transcript of the gene NOL3, whose product is annotated as nucleolar protein 3. The transcript has 4 exons. The record is from RefSeq and is a predicted model, not a curated record. The coding region runs from base 204 to 881 and encodes 225 amino acids. Gene Ontology annotation, cellular component: mitochondrion. NCBI's taxonomy places the organism in Eukaryota, Metazoa, Chordata, Mammalia, Eulipotyphla, Soricidae. Gene Ontology annotation, molecular function: death effector domain binding; death receptor binding; cysteine-type endopeptidase inhibitor activity involved in apoptotic process. Gene Ontology annotation, biological process: negative regulation of intrinsic apoptotic signaling pathway; negative regulation of release of cytochrome c from mitochondria; negative regulation of extrinsic apoptotic signaling pathway.
ACCUCGCCCAACCCUUUCUGCUUUGUCAUCGCCUGCCCGCUGGAGCUGGAGAGCGCAGCGGGGCAGCCUGGAGCGCACCGAACCCGGAGCCCCACCCCACCGCUGGGGGUGGGGGACGGAAACUUGAGUCCAGGCGCCCCGAACCCCGCCCCUCCGCAGUGCUUGGGUGGAGGGGAGAGACGCCCCGGAGAGGAGCCUGCACCAUGGGCAACGCACAGGAGCGACCUUCAGAGACCAUAGACCGCGAGCGGAAGCGCCUGGUGGAGACGCUGCAGGCUGACUCAGGGCUCCUGCUCGACGCUCUGCUGGCCCGGGGCGUGCUCACAGGGGCCGAGUACGAGGCGCUGGACGCGCUGCCCGAUGCGGAGCGCCGGGUGCGCCGCUUGCUACUCCUGGUGCAGAGCAAGGGCGAGGCCGCCUGCCAGGAGCUGCUGCGCUGUGCCCAGCGCACCGUGCGCGCUCCAGACCCCACUUGGGACUGGCAACACGUAGGCCCUGGCUACCGGGACCGUUACUAUGACUCGCCCUGCCCAGGCCACUCAACUCCCGCAUGCCCCGGGUUGCCCAGAGCUUCUGACAGUGACGAGGCUCGGGGACCUGAGGGCUCCGAGACAGGACAAUCUGGAACCGGCUGGGAGCCCGAGGCGGAAGCCGAGGCCCCUGAAGGGACUCAGCCAGAACCGGAAUUAGAACCCGAGCCAGAACAGGAGCCAGAACCUGAACCCGAACUGGAAACAGAACCAGAACCCGAGCCAGAACAGGAGCCAGAACCUGAACCCGAGCCCGAGCCCGAACCAGAACCGGAGCCGGAACCAGAACCGGAGCCAGAACCCGAACCCGAGCCCGACUUUGACGCUGGAGAUGAAUCAGAAGAUUCCUGAUUGCCUGGAUCCCCACCUGGCACGGAGGGAUGCUACAAAGGCCACCUCUGUCCAGUGCUGCCAGAAGGAAACUCACUCAAGGCCCAGUUGUCUUCCAUUCUGGCUCGCCCAAGAUCUCCUGUGGCUGGGGAAGUUCUGUUUCCUGACCCAAUCCUCAGCCCCAAUUUGUCCUCAACAGCCCAAGCCACACUCCUGGAGAUCUGAGCUCCCUGUGGAACACAAACCUGCUCUUGCACUCUCUUCCGUGGCCCUUCCCACCUAUUAGCCAUUUAGGGGCCGGGCACCAGAGAGGAAAUAGAUCUCUCCCCAUUUCAGGAGGACUGGAGCACAUCUCCUUGAGAAGUGAGAUUAGAAGGGAGGGCUCAGUGGUGAGGCACAUGCCUUGCCUGUGUGAGAUGCCCUGAGUUCGAUCCCCUAUACCAAAGGAGGGUGGGGAAAAGAGGAAGAGGAAUGGAUUUGGGGGGAGCAAAGCACACAUUUCACUGUAACCUAGUUUAAUUGGCUUCUCUUGGGACGGAAGCUUGGGGGUUCUGAGCAGUACAUACACAUCCUCUCAACCAAUAA